AUGGAGCACUCCAAGGAAAAAAUCAUCCUGAAUAUUGGGGGAGUCAGAUAUGAGACCUACAGCAGCACUCUCCAGACCUUCCCAGGGACCAAGCUGUGCAGCCUAACAGAUCCCCAUGCCCCAAGCAUCUACGACUAUGAUCCCACCACCAAAGAGUUCUUUUUUGAUAGGAGUGCUGAGAUCUUCAGCUGUGUGUUGAACUAUUAUAGGACCAAGCAUUUCCACUGCCCCAUUGAUACCUGUAGAUCAGUCCUGGAAGAAGAGCUGGCUUUCUGGGAAAUAGGGGAGGCACAGCUAGCACCCUGCUGCUGGCUGAAGCUGAAUAACAGAGUGGUGCAGACAGAGGAGCUUAACAUCUGGGAUGAAAACCAGCAGAAUGAUGACCAGUGCCUCAUAGUCCAGACAGAAAGAAGGGACUUCAGCUGGCGAACCAGGUGGCAGCCAAAGAUUUGGUCUAUGUUUGAGAAACCCUUUUCCUCAAUCAGUGCUAAGUGUUUGGCUUUUGUUUCUCUGCUGUUCAUCGUUGGAAUUGUCAUCAUAUUCUGUGAGGAGACCAAGGCACAAUUUGAGUUCUUCACUGCAAACUUCACCUCUGUUGGCUAUUCUGAGGUCUCCCACAACCACCAUGAACCCUAUUACCAGCAGGCUGCCUACUUGCUUCAUCUGGAGCUUUUCUGUGUCCUCUGGUUCACCUUUGAGUUCUCUGUGCGAUUUUGCUGUUGCCCAGACAAGAAGUCGUUCUUCCAAAAUCCCCUAAACGUGGUUGACUUCCUCUCCCUCUUCCCAGUUUAUGUUGAACUCUUUGUGGCUGGGCAGAUUCAGAGAAUGCCAAGCCUGGGGCUUUGGCUGGGCUUUGUUCGUGUUAUCUAUCUCCUCAAGCUCCUGAAGAUAUCCAAGCUGAUAGAAACACCACUGAUCCUCAAGGUUCUGUGCUACACCCUCAAGUCUAUCCUCAGAGAGAUUUGUAUCCUGCUGAUGAUUUUGGCCUUUGAAACUCUCUUCUUUGGCUCUCUGUUUUUCUAUGGGGAGUUGCUAGGUAGCCACCCCUCCUACACAGGGGAGCUGCACUUUGUGGACAUUCUUGUUUGCUUCUGGUGGGCUUUGAUCACACUCACCACAGUGGGCUAUGGAGAUAUUAUCCCUCUCACCACAUUUGGCCAAGUGACAGCAGCCUUAGCUGCAAUAUUUGGCAUGUUAACUAUCAUCAUCCCAAUACCCAUUUUCCUGGUGAAAUUUAAAAGCUAUUAUGACAUUGCUGUCUUCAAACAGAAGCUGGAAAGAAACAAGAAACAUUAGCACUGCAGAA
This is a messenger RNA of Indicator indicator, 1306 nucleotides long. RefSeq names its product potassium voltage-gated channel subfamily C member 3-like. The coding region runs from base 1 to 1296 and encodes 431 amino acids. NCBI's taxonomy places the organism in Eukaryota, Metazoa, Chordata, Aves, Piciformes, Indicatoridae. Gene Ontology annotation, biological process: protein homooligomerization; potassium ion transmembrane transport. The record is from RefSeq and is a predicted model, not a curated record. Gene Ontology annotation, cellular component: neuronal cell body membrane; axon; voltage-gated potassium channel complex. Gene Ontology annotation, molecular function: delayed rectifier potassium channel activity; protein binding. The transcript has 2 exons.